AUGUAGUGGAAAAUAUGACCCGUCGUCUCUUCCCAUCCUCCAAGGUCUCCAAGGUCCACAGAAAUUGGAGCACUAUGAACCUGCCAUUUAAGCUCUGGGGUGCAUUGCCCCUCGAUAUUGGAGACAUGGCGUGACGCGUAGAAUGGCAGUCUUUCAUUUCUUUGCAUACAUAUCCCGUGGUAUAUUCCCUCGACGCUCAGUAUUAACAGCUCGAACCUGUAUAACGUGCACAGACAUGGCAACAGCCGCGCCCUCGCCCGUGGUAUACCACAUCUCUCCGACCAAGCUGAUCCCAAACUCCCAUCUUCCGCUGCUAUACUUUCCUGGCUUCUUCAGGCCGUCGGCCGCUUCGUUGAAGGGCAGGGACUCGCCUACAAACAGCGAUAAUACGCCACGCGUGGAUGCAGCCGAGGUGUACGACCACUUCCUCUCUCACGGCUGGGAGACGCAGUGGGUCGCCAAGUACGGCCUGAGCCAGCCGUCACACUACCACCCAGAGACGCACGAGUGCAUGGCCGUGCUGACCGGGCCGGGCAGGAUCCGGUUUGGCGUCGCCGACCUCGAUGCAGACUGGCGAAAGAACACGCCACUGUCGCGCCAGGCACAGGAGCAAAGACACGGCCAGAAGACCGCGGGGAGUUCAGAAACGCAGUGGGGAGGGGACAGCGCGGGUGAGGGAGUAUACUAUGAGCCGGGCGGCGUCGAGCUCACCGUGCAUGCCGGUGACGCGUUCAUCAUCCCCGCCGGCGUCGCGCACAAGUCCUACGACCCAGAGCACCCGGGGCAAGGAGAUAGCGCCGCAGAAGCAAUCGCGCUCACGGGUGGAGGGUUCCACGGGGUCAGCGGGGACGACACAAGAAAGGCAGUUCAGGACUGCGAGCUGUCUGGAUUUACCAUGAUCGGGGCGUAUCCUGAGGGCAAAGAUUGGACCUGGGCCGAAGGGGGCGCCCAUGUCGGCAAUUUCGAGAAGGUCUGGAGUGUUGGGAAGCCGAAGCUUGAUCCGCUGGUCGGCAAGGAAGGCGGCUUGAACAGUUUGUGGGAAUAGGACUUUCGAAACAUGAAGCCGUGAGUAUACGAAACAUCUGUUUUCAGAUCCUAGAUUCACGAAAAGGAUUCUGGAUUAUGUAAUUUAUAUUCGAAUGCAUCAACACCAUUACUCCACGC
Molecule: messenger RNA, 1164 nt
Organism: Microdochium trichocladiopsis
Lineage: Eukaryota; Fungi; Ascomycota; Sordariomycetes; Xylariales; Microdochiaceae
Exons: 1
Coding region: 143-1045 (300 amino acids)
Source: RefSeq, a predicted model, not a curated record